AUGUCACAAAAGCCCGUUUCUAGGCCAAGCCCACCUUCAUCACCAGUUCUUUCGAAGGUCCAUACCUCCGCACCAGAUACAAAAGCAGCCAUCGAUCGAUCAAUACCAGAAUUUCCGGCAGCAACUCCAAUUGACGAGGAUAACUACUUUAGAUUGCACAAAUCGCCACCUUACCUGUCACAGAUAUCAAGUGAUGUUGCCGACUUUUUGAAUUUCCACAAUAAGCGCCACAGAAAAGUUGCUCUUGUCACAUCCGGUGGUACAACAGUUCCUCUUGAGAAUAAUACCGUCAGAUUCAUAGAUAAUUUCAGCGCCGGUACUCGUGGUGCCUCGUCAGCUGAGUAUUUCCUAGAAAAUGGAUAUGCAGUGAUAUUUCUUCACAGAGAAUUUUCGCUGCUUCCUUACUCUAGGCAUUACAGCCAUACCGGAAACUCGUUCUUGGAUUAUUUGAAGCUUUCUGACGAUGGUAGUAAGGUCGAAAUCGAUGAGAAAUACCAAAAGGAGAUGUUUCAAGUUUACAAGAAGUACAACAAGGCCACCGAGAACAAUCUGCUUUUGAUGGUUCCCUUCACCACAGUUCACCAAUACCUAUUCACACUCAAACUUGUGGCCCAGGAAAUGUCUGUCAUGGGAUAUGAUGCAUUGUUUUACCUUGCAGCUGCUGUUUCCGACUUCUUCCUCCCUUCAUCUAGAAUUCCUCAGCACAAGAUCCAGUCUAAGGAGAUUGGCAGCAAGCUGGUUGUUGACUUGGAGCCUGUUCCGAAGUUUUUGAGAAGACUUGUUGAUUCCUGGGCACCAAUCGCCAUGAUAGUAUCAUUCAAGUUGGAAACGGACAACACCAUUCUUAUCAGUAAAGCUCGUGGUGCUUUGAAGAGAUACAAUCACCAGUUGGUUAUAGGUAAUCUUCUUCAGACAAGGAAGAAAAAGGUUGUUUUUGUUACUCCUGCGGGAGAGAGAUGGAUUGAAUUAACACCAGAUCAGAUAAAAGAUAAUGUCGAUAUAGAGUCUAUCAUAGUGCCCGAGAUCAUAAAGCUACAUUCGCAGUGGAUUAGUAGUAGACAGAGGAUGGGUUUGUAA
Brettanomyces bruxellensis is the source of this 1077-nucleotide messenger RNA. RefSeq lists its product as uncharacterized. Gene Ontology annotation, cellular component: cytoplasm; nucleus. Gene Ontology annotation, biological process: coenzyme A biosynthetic process. The transcript has a single exon. Gene Ontology annotation, molecular function: phosphopantothenate--cysteine ligase activity. Bases 1 to 1077 code for a protein of 358 amino acids. The record is from RefSeq and is a predicted model, not a curated record. NCBI's taxonomy places the organism in Eukaryota, Fungi, Ascomycota, Pichiomycetes, Pichiales, Pichiaceae.